GUUAGGUGAGGAGAAAUAGUUUAAUUCUUUAUAUUCAUACCUUGCACUUUCUUUGUGUUCAGCCAUGGCGCUUACCUGUGGCAGACGAAUUUUUGUAUUGGCCAAGAAUUCCUUACUGAGCCAUCCUGCCUACCUGCGGCUGCCUGGUGCUGUGUACUCGGGCCGCGCCUCCUGCAGCACCGGCGGGGGACAGGAUGGGCCACACACCCCUGAAGACGUGAUGAGCUUUGAUGCUGAGAAGUUGGAGGAGCUACUCAAAGAUGACAUACCUGUGGACAUGUCAAACCCAUAUCAGAAAGAGAAGGUGCAGUGUCUCCUCUGUAAGUACGAUGUUAAACUGGACUACAAAAACGUGCGGCUGCUGUCUCAAUUUGUCUCCCCCUACACGGGCAAGAUGUAUGGCAGGAACAUCACUCGGCUGUGCAGGAAGAGGCAGGAGGAGCUGAAGAGCACAAUAGCAAAGAGCAAGAAAGCAGGCUACAUGGCGGUGAUGCUCAAGAGUGUGGAGUUUCUGAAGGACCCCAAGCUGUUUGAUCCGAACAACCCCAUCAGGCCACACAACUUCUAGCCCCCUUGAUGCUGUAUUCCACCCACCUCCAUCCCAAUACUAUGCCUAUUUCUCAUCCCAGCCUGAGGAUCCUCUUUCACCUGGGCCCUGUUUCCUUAUUCCUACCAUCAUUAUUCUCUAUCUUAACUUCUUCGUCCUUAUCCCAUCCAACUUUUCUUAUUUCUCUAUUCUCAUUACCACUACCACUGUCACUACUUCCUGUCCUGUUCCCUUCUUCCCCUCCCAUGGGUUGUACAUAAGUGUUUUGUAUGCCAUAAAACCCCAUUGUGUGUAGAAUCUGCCACAGGAAUUUUAUAAUAAAAGUUGAUAUAUUG
Molecule: messenger RNA, 882 nt
Organism: Scylla paramamosain (green mud crab)
Lineage: Eukaryota; Metazoa; Arthropoda; Malacostraca; Decapoda; Portunidae
Gene: mRpS18C
Product: small ribosomal subunit protein bS18m-like
Exons: 4
Coding region: 65-568 (167 amino acids)
Biological process (GO): mitochondrial translation
Cellular component (GO): ribosome; mitochondrial small ribosomal subunit
Molecular function (GO): structural constituent of ribosome; small ribosomal subunit rRNA binding
Source: RefSeq, a predicted model, not a curated record